CACUACUAGCAAACCAGAAAUGGAAAAUCAAAGCCUUAUUUCUCUAUCAAUAUUUCUUUCUCUUCUUCUUACUACUGCUUCUGGUCAACUUAGGCCAGAUUUCUACAGGGGCACAUGCCCAAAUGUCGAAUCCCUAGUCCGGUCCGCCGUUCAGACCAAGUUCCAGCAGACCUUUGUCACUGUUCCGGCAACUCUUCGCCUCUUCUUCCAUGACUGCUUCGUCCGGGGAUGCGAUUCUUCAGUUCUGCUGUCGUCGCCAACGAAUUCGGCAGAGAGAGAUCAUCCCGAUGACCUAACGCUGGCCGGAGACGGAUUUGACACCGUGGUCAAGGCUAAGGCUGCCGUUGAUAGCGAUCCUAGAUGCACAAACCAAGUUUCUUGUGCAGAUAUACUUGCUCUUGCUACUAGAGAUGUUGUUGGAUUGGCAGGAGGUCCUUCUUAUACAGUUGAAUUAGGUAGGCGUGAUGGGAGAAUAUCUACUAUAGCUAGUGUUCAACACAGUCUUCCACAACCCAGUUUCAAUCUAAACCAACUCAACACCAUGUUUGCUUCACAUGGUCUCACUCAGACAGACAUGGUCGCGUUAUCGGGUGCACACACAGUCGGAUUUUCUCACUGCAACCGAUUUUCGAGAAGAAUAUACAACUUCAGCCCCACAAACAGGAUCGAUCCGUCGCUCAAUUUUAGAUAUGCAUUGCAAUUGAGACAAAUGUGUCCAAUAAAUGUUGACCCCAGAAUUGCAAUCAACCUGGACCCAACCAGUCCUCAAACAUUUGACAAUGCUUACUUCCAAAACCUUCAACAAGGAAAGGGUUUGCUUACUUCUGACCAGGUAUUGUUUACAGAUCCAAGAUCAAGAGGCACUGUAAACCUAUUUGCGUCAAACAAUGGAGCAUUUCAGCAGGCCUUUGUGACUGCAAUCACCAAACUAGGCCGCGUCGGGGUUUUGACUGGAAAUCAAGGCGAGAUUCGACGCGAUUGCAGCCGUGUUAAUUAGCGAUAAGAUUGUUUGGAUUUGAAUGUGUUAUGAUCAUAUGUGUUAUUCCAUGACUUCAUUAUGAAUUUUCAUUUUUGUAAGAGCAAAUCAAUAAAAGUUUCAAUCCAAUCUUCAUAUGAUUUUUGGUGAAAUCCAAUGAGUUUCAGUCCAAUCUUCAAAAAAAAAAAUGGUUUAGA
Messenger RNA from Tripterygium wilfordii, 1173 nucleotides. Its product is annotated as peroxidase 45-like. Gene Ontology annotation, biological process: response to oxidative stress; hydrogen peroxide catabolic process. The transcript has 4 exons. The coding region runs from base 20 to 997 and encodes 325 amino acids. Lineage: Eukaryota; Viridiplantae; Streptophyta; Magnoliopsida; Celastrales; Celastraceae. The record is from RefSeq and is a predicted model, not a curated record. Gene Ontology annotation, molecular function: heme binding; peroxidase activity.